Messenger RNA from Eruca vesicaria subsp. sativa (arugula), 3492 nucleotides. The record is from the annotation of a GenBank genome assembly. NCBI's taxonomy places the organism in Eukaryota, Viridiplantae, Streptophyta, Magnoliopsida, Brassicales, Brassicaceae.
AUGGAUUCUUCCUUCUUCCAAAACGCUGAGGAGGAUAAGCGACUCCACGAUCUCGCAAAAGAUCACUUCGGUCAAGGAAACCACAUCAAGGCCUUGGAGGUAAUCGAAGAUGCGUACUCGAGGCGCGGGAAAGAUGGGGUUCCAGGAAUGAUUCCUUUCCUUCAAGGUUCCAUCUUGUAUCAUCUAGCGCAGAGAGCAAAGAACAGUGACGUGAAGUUCACGUUUUUGUUGGGUUGUGUGGAACCUUUUAUUCAAGAUUUUGGGGUAAACGCCUUCUCUCCAGGUGCAUUGUUCGAGAUGGCCAAGCAGCUUGAUUCGGAAUUGUAUUACAGGAAGGCUCUGAAAGACGCAAAAGUAAGUUUAUCUCUUUUGGAAUCUUCUGGUGAAUUAGACCCGGCCGACCUAGUGACAAAAGAUACGCUUGAGAAUAUACUGAAUAAGGCUGCGUUAAGGAUCUACCGUGGUUGUACUGGGAUGAUCUCUGUGCCAGCACUUGUGGAGUCUAAAGAAGCUCGGGACAAGAUUAGGAGUGACUCCAAUGACGCUGCAAGUAAAAGAUUGAGGUCAUAUUGGGCGAGUAUGAGUGUUGAGGCUAAAAAGAACUUUAUGAAAGUAAGCAUUUCGAAGCUUAGAGGUUAUGUUGAGAGAUUAUAUAGCGAAGAGGGGAAAGUCGCUUUGGAGGAAGUUCUGGAUUCUACAAGGACAAACAAGAAAUGGAGAUUCUGGAUGUGUCGAAGUUGCUCACAGAAAUUCUUUUAUGUUAAGAAGUUCAGGAAUCAUCUUGAACAAGAACAUGGUGCGAAAUUUAAAUUUGCUACGAGAAAUCAUACGCCUGAGAUGGUAAAUGAAGCGUGGGCUGGUAUGAUAACGGUUGGAGGUUGGGAACCAGUGGAUGCAGUAGCUGCCGCUGAAAUGAUCAAGACUCGGCUCGAGUUUGUGAAGGAGUUUGUAUAUGAGAAGGGAUGGACUAAGGACUGGCCUUUAGCUGCAGAUGAAGAGCGCAGUAAGUUACUCAAGGAAAUCCACUUUCUUCUUGUGUCACUUUUAGAGCGCAAGGCUCUUCCUUUUAGCACUGUAGAAUGGAUGCUGGGGUUUCCGAUUCUUGCACAAUAUGAAGUUCCCGAGUCUCUUACAACCGAGUGUGGCCUAGUGGGAAAACCUCAGCGUAUCUGCUUUUGGGACUGUCAUGAACUCAAACGAAUUCUAGAUCUUCUCAAACUCUUCAAGUUUGAAAGGGAUGAUGGUACGAAUCUGGUUUGCAGAGCAGUGGAGAGUUUAUGUGGUCGUACUAGAGUUAAAGAAAAGAUAGAGUUUGACGAUGAGUUUUCGUCUAUGCUCCUGGAUAGAAGACUGCUGAGAGGGGAGAUUGAUCCAUUCGAGGAUGAAGGGACAAUAGAUGUUUGUAAGUAUGACUACUACGCCAAGACACAACCUCAGGGCGACGAUAUCAUAACCUGGUUACUUGACCAUCCUCCGAUAGAUGGGAGCUUUGAGUUUCCCAUGUCUGUCAGGGCACACAAGCUUGAUAUAAUUGUGGCUAUUCUGAGAGCCAUUCACUACACCUGUAGGGAUUGGGGAACCAAAUAUGUAAGGAAGAUGGAUAAGUUGUGUUAUUUGAAAGUUCUUACUGACGCCAAAAACUUGUGUACGAGCGAAGAUGAAAGGAGAAGGGCUGCUCCGGAAGGUGAAGGGGACGUCCUAUAUGCAUCUCUUCUAGGUGACAAGUGUGAAGAGUUAAAAACAGACGAUGGAGAUCCUCCCAACGGAAGUCAUUUCGUGUUUGCAGUACAGGAUAUUCUCAAAGGAGAAUCGCGUCCCACAAUUGAUUUCGACGAUCUAGAAGCUUCCUUGGAUCUUAUACAUGGGCUUCAAGAUCUCAGUGAUGAAACGGUGUUAGAGUCCAUAGACCGUCUGCAAUCUGCGGCCACCAACAAGGUUCUACUAGUAGAUUCAAAGAUUUUACUGAUUGAAAAUUCAAGGAUUAGUUUGCUAAACGAGCUCACCAGGCUUUCUGCUUUUGACUACCGGUCUUAUAUCCGUAACUUGCUCAAACGAUUAAUGAGGGAAGAGUUAUAUGGACUGGACGCCAAAGCCAAGGCAGCUGCAGCAGAAGCAGAUCUUUUAUCCAUGGAAAAAAAACAGAAGGAGAAGAAAUCAGGGUCAAAGAAGAAGAAGAAACGAGGAAUCAUCAAGGGAACUUCAACGAGCACGUCUACUGAUAUUGAGCAGAAUGUCGAACCUGAGUCUUCUCCACCACUAAAACCCGUGGAAGAAGACUAUAUAGAACCAGAAGAUCAAGAGGAAGCUGCUAAAGGUGAACGGGGUCCAUUGGAUAUUUCAGCCAACAUCGACAAUCAAGAGGAAGCUGCUAAAGAUAUGCAAAAUAUGCUCGGAGAAGAUUUACUGUCGAAACAGAUGGAGUCACCACAUGUUGCAGUUACAACCAGAGGCAAUUUAGCUCUUGACAUGACACUGAAGGCACUUUGUAACAUUAAGGUUCUUAAAGAGUAUCUGGUGCGCAAUCGGUGUCAAUUUGCUGACAACCAGGAAGGACAAGUUCCUUAUGCAUUACGAGAUUUCUUUGCCGCUUUUGCCUGGAAGGAGAUAAAAGGAGACGGAAUCUACAGUUACCUCCUGGGAAACUUACUUACUUCCCUAGAUGAAGUUCAUGCAAUGUCAAGGGAUGCUGCUGAGCUACUCGUAUCCAUCCUUGAGUUUUGGCCUAGCUGGAAAACUCCAGAUAGAGAAAGCAUCGUAACGCAUCUUUUUACAUUGGAAGAAUAUGAAAGAAUGAGUUGUAGCAAGUGCAGAACGAACCCAAAUUAUCCAGAGCAAAGUUCUUAUGGCCUUGUUAUAGCUGCAGAUUCAGUCAGAGACUUGAAGUGUGCUUUUGGGAAUAUGAAGCUUGUGGACAUCCUUAAGUUGAUCCGCAUGGAAGAUAAAAUGUUAUGUGAAGGUUGUGGAAAGGCAAACUUUGUUCAUCACAUUAUAAGUAGAUGCCCGCCUAUUUUCAUAAUAGUGUUGAUAUGGGAGAAGAAGGAAACUGAAAAGGAAAUUCAUGAAACAACAAAAGCUUUGGAGUGGGAGAUAGAUGUCAGUAGGCUAUACGAAGGCUUGGAACCAAACACAAAGUUCCGGCUUGUGUCAAUGGUUGGUUGUGGUGAAGAAGAAGAAUACAUCUGCCUAGCUUUUAAAAAGAACCGGUGGGUCAGUUUCAGACAUGAAGCUUUAGCCAAAAAGGCUGUUGGUAGCUGGAAGAAUGUAGUCAGAUUCUGUGAAGAAAGAAAGGUUCGGCCAGAGAUUCUAUUCUACGAAGCUGUUCAGUUAAAUCAAAUAGGAAUGUGAAGGAAGUUUUAUUCAUACGUUUUCAACUCAUACCUUUUUUAACAGUUUAGCCCAUCAAAAGGAAAAGAAAAUUAUACACUCUUUUUUGUUUGUUUGUUCUCAAGUCGCGGAAUGACUAAACGUUUCAUCUACAGCACUAAGAUUCAC